Molecule: messenger RNA, 898 nt
Organism: Aethina tumida (small hive beetle)
Lineage: Eukaryota; Metazoa; Arthropoda; Insecta; Coleoptera; Nitidulidae
Product: probable peptidyl-tRNA hydrolase 2
Exons: 4
Coding region: 47-619 (190 amino acids)
Cellular component (GO): cytosol; mitochondrion
Molecular function (GO): protein binding; peptidyl-tRNA hydrolase activity
Source: RefSeq, a predicted model, not a curated record
UUUAUUUAAUGUGAUACGUUUAAUUUAUUAUAAAAUAUAGUAAAUUAUGAGUGCCGAAGAAGAAAAUUUUAAACCAAAUUUAGAACUACUUGAGCAAUUGUUAGCCAUCGGUAUUUUAAGGCCACAAGCGGAAGAGGCUCUGUUUUGUACAGGAAAUAAAUCACUUAAUGAUGCUAUAAAUUUUGUAUUUAGUGAGGAGCCUGACGAUACAUCCAAACAUAAAGGUGAUGGUCAAUCAGAUGAAUCAUCUGAUGAAGAAGACCAACAAUAUUUUAAAAUGACUUUCAUUGUAAACCAAUCCUUGAAAAUGGGUGUAGGAAAAGUGGCUGCCCAGGUUGGACAUGCUUGUUUAGGAUUGUAUAGAUCAAUGAUAGAACAAAAUUUGGAGGAAAUGCUACACAUUUGGGAAUGCAAUGGAGAGAAAAAAAUUGUUUUGAGAGGGGAUGAUGCAGAACAUUUACAAAAUCUCUAUGAAAAAUCUAAAUCACAGAACAUUCCAUGUUAUCUAGUAAGUGAUGCUGGACAUACACAAAUUCCUUCUGGUUCAAUAACUGUUUUAAGUCUCUUUGGUCAAGAAGACACUGUAGAUAAAGUUGCUGGAAAGUUAAAGCUUCUUUAGUGUACAUUGACUAUUUUGUAAUAUUUAUGAAUGACUAUGGUUAUACUUUUUAAUUAGGAAUCUAUUUUGUAAAUGACAAUGAACAUACAUAUAAUAUACUUUGUUUAUAGUGGUCAUAGAAUUUAAUGAUUAUUAUCUUAUUUAUCUCUACAAGACUAUUGUUAUAUUCAUUAACAUAUGUCCACUGUUAUGAUAACAAUAACAAGUUAUACUGUUAAAUAUGUAUUAUUAUGUAAAUUUCAGUUUAUUAUACUAAUUUAAAAUAUACUAUUAAUUUAU